AAUUUCUAACCCCUUUUACGCCAUGUUAGUGCGACAGAGAAGGACGGGGAAAGUGGGGAAAAAACGGUGCAAAUCGGGAGAGAAAUGUGGGGAAAAAAACUCCACCAGGAACAACCUGCUACACUCUGGGAAUCAAAGCCUCCUUCAACCCAGGCUCAGCCCCAACCAACCUAAGUCAACUGUCUCAUCACCAAUGGAACUGUACCACUCCCAUUGAAUUUUGAAGUUACUUCCGGGCACUACAUAAACCUGAAAUAAGGAGGAAUCACAAGUGAGCCACACACAGACCCCACGAAGCAGAGAACGCCAACUUCAUGGCUUGACACUGAGACAUCAGGACAACUCCAACUCUUGUGCCAAACCCGGGCGAUGAAGGAAGGAGAAUUCACUGACAUGAGAUGUUGAGUUACCGAUUCCUCGGGCCAAUGUCGAUACAAUGAAACAUCGUGAAAGGUAAUUUCUUUGCUGAAUAGGACUGUGCCUACUUCAGUGGAUCGUUUUUACGUGUCAUCCAAUUUCAGAGAGAUUGGUCGCUUCCUAUCGUUCCUUUGGCUUCAAUAACUGAGGUGAGGUACUGACUAAAGAUGCCGUCGGUUGCAUUUACCGUGAGCUCGAGGUAUGUGACAGAGAACCAAACGGUGGAUCAUUCACAUGUUCAAAGGCAGAUCCUGCCCAUGCAACUAAUGUCAAACACAGCCAGCACCAGCAGCGAGGAGGGUGAAACGUUCAGCUCAACUUCGAUCCCACCUCCUUUGCCUCUCCAGUCCCCGGUAGGAAGUGGGUUGAUCAACAUUGAGGAUGAGAAGGAGCUGACCAUUCCCCACAUAAAACCUCAGAGACGUUUCAUCCCAGACUCCUGGAAAAACUUCUUUCACCGGCAAGUGAGAGACCGUGAGCCUUUGUUUGACUUUGACUUUACCUUGGGGGCAGGGGAAUGCUCCCCGCCAGUGUCUCCCCUCUUGAGUCGUCUCAAGCCGAAAAGCCUAGACCUCCAGAAGUCUGAGGAUGAGUCAAAGUCGGCGACCAAAGAGAAGGACUCCAAUCUUUUCAUUUCAGGGAAAUUUAAUUCCCCAAAAGAGAAUGAAGCAUCGACAUCUAGCGGAACCGUGGAGAAGGAGCCUCUGUCAAGGCAGAGCUAUCAGGAGAUGAUCCAUGUUUAUAAUCUGAAACAUUCCUAUAUGAAGUCUUGGGCAGGUUUGCUCCGGGUACUCGGAGUCAUUCAGAUUCUCUUUGGUGCAAUGGUGUUUGCUUGUAUUUUGGCAUAUAUACAGAAAGACAGUCAAUGGCGCAAUCUACAUGGUGGUGGUUUUAUAAGCUAUGGGUUUGGAAACAGUUAUGGCAAUUACUACGAUGGACCAAAGACCACAUUUGUGCUGGUGAUGGUCGGCCUAGCCUGGAUGGUAACUGUGGGUCUCCUGGUCAUUGGUCUGACUUUGUAUUACAGGACCAUUCUCCUGGACUCCAAUUGGUGGUCUAUCACCGAGUUCGCCAUAAACCUCUGCCUCUUUGUUCUCUAUCUGGCGGCCGGCAUCGUCUACAUCAACGACCUCAAUCUAGGAGGCAUCUGCUAUACCAUCAUGGCCAAUAACCCGCUGUACAGCCAGCUGUGCCGUGUGGAGGGCGGGCAGAGUGGGGCUAUCGCCUUCCUCUUUGUCAACAUGGUCCUGCACCUGGUCAGCGCACUCGUGUCCCUGAAGGUGUGGCGUCACGAGCAAACCAGGAGGGAGAGGGAAGCGCUCAAGAACAAGAGCGCGUCCGCUGCAGGAGGUCGGAAGACGCUAUUUUCCCCAGGACCCUUCGCUUCCCGGGAUUGUGUUUCCCGCACACGGCCCCUGAGAGGGCGAGUGGGCAAGUUCAGGGAAGACGCAGCUGGCACUCUGAACUCAGCCAUUCCUGCCGGGCACAUCCCGAGGCCACACAUCGUACCAGACUACGUCACCAAGUAUCCGAAGAUUGAGAGCAUGGAUGAGAGGGAGCAGUACAAGGCUGUGUUUAAUGAUCAAUAUGCGGAGUACAAGGAGCUUCACAUUGAGAUCCACCUGACACUGAGAAAGUUCCAAAAGUUGGAGCAAAUGAUCGAAGCUCUUCCCCGUUACACAGAAAGUCAACAGGAACACAGAAGAAUCACAAAUGUGCUGGAACAGUACAAGAGGAAAAAAAAUGACCCAUCGUUCCUGGAGAAGAAGGAGAGGUGCACCUAUCUGAAGAACAAGCUCUCGUACAUUAAACAACGAAUCCAGGAGUACGAUUUAGCUUCCAGCUCACAGGACAAUUACUGCCUGAGAUUGGGAUUAGCUGGUACCAUGUACGACAGGAGACCCUCGGAGAACCCCCCUGAAUACAGCCCACCCAGUCAUUUCAGCCAACCCGUAGGAUAUGGACACACUUCGGACAGGUAUGAGUACGAUGUACACUCGCCCCCACCAGGAUCUUACUACAUUGAAGAUAUCCCUACCCAGCACUUUUACAAAUGGAGUUCCGCACCAGGGAUCAUCCGCAUCUUAGAAACAAUCAUCAUAGUCCUGUGCCUCGGCAUCUUUGCCUGUGUAGCUUCCACCCUGGCUUGGGAUAUGAACUACUAUGGAAGCGGUUUAGGAAGUGGAAGUGGUUUUGGGAUGAAUUACUAUGGAGGAGGAGGCAUUGGAGGAAAUAGCUACUAUAGUGGAGGCAUUGGAGGAAGUGGCUACUAUGGUGGAGGCAUUUAUUCUGGUUUGGGCACAGACCCCAGAGCAGCCAAAGGCUUCAUGAUCGCCAUGGCGGCCAUCAUCUUCAUCGCCGCCCUGGUCUUCCUUGUCAUGAGCAUCAACAAGUCCAGCACCUCGAGGAGCCGGAGGUUUUACUUGCUGAUGAUAAUAUUCAGUGGGGUCUUCGCUGGGCUGGAGCUGAUCGCCUCCAUUGUGUAUAUCAUGGGAGUGAAUCCCACGGCCAGUGCCGGCACCUCCUCCUACAGCCAAAUCCGAAUGCUCUGCGCACAGUUCAACACACCUGUUGGAGGUGGGCUUCUCAUCAAUCAGUAUCUCUACCACUACUGCGUGGUGGAACCCCAAGAGGCAGUCGCAAUAGUUUGCGGAUUCCUGGUUUCCAUGACCUUUGGCCUUAUCUGCUUCUUCGCCCAAAGAGUUCGGCACAAGAUAUGGAAAUACGGGAAACCCAACAUCCUCUGGGAUAAACCUUUUGCUGAAGAAGAGGUUGGUCCCAAUGUGGAGGAGUGGAUCAAGACUGUUCCCGACGCAGAUCAGGAUGAAACAGAAACUCUCCCGUAUUCCGAUAAGCAUCCCUACAUGGUCCACCUACCCAGCGUAGAUGGGUACAACUCUCAACAAGCCUACUACCACUCGGAAAACUACAAGGGCAACGAGGUCUUUAGCUCCACCGCAUCGGUGGACACUGGGAAAGAAACACAGAACAGGCCCCUGGCUAAAGGCAGAAGGAGGAGCCAACAUGGAAAGGAAGAGGAGUUUCUGUCCGAGACCGAUUACACUACAGGGGCCGAAUCCAGCAAUGAUAUCAAUGAGGAAUGGGACAGCUUAUACCCUCCCAUAACCUCCGACCCCAUCCGCCAGGAAUACAAGCGGGAGUUUGACCUGGACCAUCGCGAGUACAAGCAGAUCUGCAGCGAAAUGGACGAAAUCAAUGACCAGAUCAACUUCCUGAGCAAGAGGCUGGACGUCAUGUCUGAGGACGGCUCCGAGUAUCAGGGAGCUGCUGAGGAAUAUAACAGACUAAAGAACCUGAAAAAGACCUCGGAGUAUCAGACCAAGCGUCUGAAGAGCAGGCAACUGAAGAACAAGCUCUCACACAUCAAACAGAUGGUGAGCGAGUACGACCAGCAGAGAGGAUAGGAUCCAGACUCUUCCCCUUCCCCCUCCCUCCCCCAGGCCCCCUCUCCAUCCCUUACUCCAGCAGGAAAGAAAAUAUUCCCUCCAUUUUAUGGCAGCGAUUCCCAAAAAAAAGAGAUCAAAAUAACUCUGCGUGCGUCCUGGCUGCAAGAAAUUGACCAAAGGAGCUGAGAAUGAGAGAUUGUCCGAAUUUAACACCAAGAGCUGAGCAGAGGUCCCUCCUGGACGAUCUCUCACUUCUGUUGGCUCCACCAGAGAAUAUGCUCUGGAGUGGAUCAGGAUUGCACCAACAAUGGUUCCUCUUCACUUGGCGUGGGUCCCUUGGACUGUAAGUACCGACAAUGAACAGGAGAGACAUCCCUUCCCACCCACCUCAAGCCUGGAUGACCGAAGAGUCAGUCCAUCAACCACAACAAAUUGCAUCUAUGUAGUGCCUUUCACAUCGGAAGGAAGACCCGAAGAGUACUAUACCUCCAGUGCUCCAUCCCCGCAUUCGCAGAAAAGCUUUGAACUCAGACUAUCCUGACCAUUGAUCGAGUCCGCCAACGUUUGUGCUGCCGGAGAUUUUUUUGUGAAUCGUUUUUUUUUUUUUUAAAAUUGUUUUACCGCUUUCUAACGCUGAAAUCUGAAGGGUUUAGAAAUGAUUGUGCAUUUGAUUGAUUUUCAGGUCAUAGUUGAGAGAGCCUGGUUGAAUUGGCCAGGUGGGUGAUAAGGAGGCAACUCGUGCAGAAUUGGUCCUAAACAGUUU
Callorhinchus milii (elephant shark) is the source of this 4587-nucleotide messenger RNA. RefSeq lists its product as uncharacterized. Gene Ontology annotation, biological process: positive regulation of transcription elongation by RNA polymerase II; bicellular tight junction assembly; snRNA transcription by RNA polymerase II. The transcript has 13 exons. The coding region runs from base 585 to 3842 and encodes 1085 amino acids. Lineage: Eukaryota; Metazoa; Chordata; Chondrichthyes; Chimaeriformes; Callorhinchidae. The record is from RefSeq and is a predicted model, not a curated record. Gene Ontology annotation, molecular function: cis-regulatory region sequence-specific DNA binding. Gene Ontology annotation, cellular component: bicellular tight junction; transcription elongation factor complex; membrane.